AUGGCCAACUCAUACCCCUUCGUCGACACACUCUCAGAGGUGCGCCAGAACAAGAGAUUCGUCGAGGCUUUGGAGUAUGCAAACAGCAGAUCCGAGCAGACACUGGCAAGAAACUCUGGCACACCCCGAUGCGUCCACUUUGGCUAUCCAACCGAGAUGUACGAAGCCCUCGAGAGCGAGCUGCACAAGAACAAGCUGCUCAAGAAAACUCUCAAGGACAAGGACGAACUCAUCAACAAAAGACUGACCGAGACAAGAGAGCUCGAACAGCGAUUUGCAAAGGAGCAGCGUCAACAUCGAAUCCUGCGCAGGAGACAUGAGCAGGAGCGGAUGUACAACCGCUGCCUAACUGAGAAGGUCACGAAAGCACAUUUGAAAGUAUUGUCGAUGCAAGACCAGGCAAUCGAGGAGGUCAAAGAACUCAAGGUCGCAGUUGCCGAGGAGCUCUACAAACACACAGCUACCAUCAAAGACCUUGAGGGACAGAUCCGCCACUACAAGGCCACGCUGACCGAGGUGCACCGGAUCCACAAAGCCUCGCUGACUGAGAUGGAUCGCCAGCACAAAGCGGUUCUGACCGAGGUCGCAUCCCGCCUGCGCGAGUCCAAGCACAAGUCUUCCAACCAAGCUCCAGAAAGGCACAUGGAAGCUUCAUCUUCUCAGCCUCCCAACAGUCGCGGAGAACCUUCGAAAUGUUCAUACCGGGGAAUUUCGACAUCCCAGAACACACCUGCUGGGUCAGGUUUAAACACAGCCAAACCCAUCCGCAGUAUCCUAAAGAGGCCUAUGUCAGAUGAUCCAGCAAUCAUAACUAUCAUCAAGCGAAAAUGCACACGCGAGGUCUACUUGCUUGAAAGCGACUGCUAUCCAAAGCCCUCAAGUCCAAGAUUCAGAGAAUGCGUCGAGAAACAGCUGAAUCUUGAACAACUGGCCCUUGCACGAUUCUCAAAAUACAACACAUGGUGUGCCGAGCUCCCCGAUGAGAUCGACAGACCGGAGCAGGAUGUCCCUGAACAAGAUCUUUCAAGCUUGGAUUCUGAGUCCGAGAAGAGAAGACAAAAGAAGGAGGCGGAGCUGAGCGCGUUUGUACGGGAUCAUGUACGAAGAACUAUGACAAUGAAAAGGAAGCAGGGUGGAAGCAAGGUCUUCAUGGGAUUACAACGAAAGGAGUGGGAGCCUUGA
Messenger RNA from Aureobasidium vineae, 1182 nucleotides. The record is from the annotation of a GenBank genome assembly. NCBI's taxonomy places the organism in Eukaryota, Fungi, Ascomycota, Dothideomycetes, Dothideales, Saccotheciaceae.